Ceraceosorus guamensis is the source of this 10193-nucleotide messenger RNA. RefSeq lists its product as hypothetical. Lineage: Eukaryota; Fungi; Basidiomycota; Exobasidiomycetes; Ceraceosorales; Ceraceosoraceae. Gene Ontology annotation, biological process: DNA repair. The transcript has 9 exons. Bases 330 to 10046 code for a protein of 3238 amino acids. The record is from RefSeq and is a predicted model, not a curated record. Gene Ontology annotation, molecular function: protein binding; protein serine/threonine kinase activity.
GCCAUGGACUACCCGGUCUACCUGCCACAGCGCUCAGCGAACGCUUCACUCCCAGAAUGACGAUUCGCGAUCCGGUGCGCACACUCUUCAUCCUCAAUACCACAUUUAGACGAGGCUAAUUCCAUAUCAAUAGAGCUGGGAUCAGUGCGACGACUGUUGCUCUUGAUGCGGACUUGUGCACCUCGCUGGCUUAAUCCGCAUGGAAGGGGUGUGGAAGAACGCCGGGAGUUGGACGUCUGCAAGGAAGUCAUCUCGAUGCUGCGGGCAGACGUUCUGCUCGAAGGUCAGGACACACUCUUACUAUAGGGUCAGAGGUGCACGUUGCGAGGAUGAGUCAGACUGGACUUCAGGAGGCGCUUCGGUUGCUGACGAGCGACAAGAUAAAGGGCAGAGAGGAGGGACAGACUGCGAUACGGGCCAUCUUUGGCAAGCGCUCGGUAUGCGCACGCUUCGACGAGGAAGAUCCAGAUCGCCAGCGCUGGGUUCGGGUCAUCGAGGCCCUCUUUGCGUGUGCUGCCUUGGACAAAGCUGCGUGUAUGAAGCGUGGGGACUGGCAGGAUGCUCCUCAGGUCGCCAUUAAUCGGGUCAAGCACAGCGCUCAGACGGCUCGCUGGCUCAUCGAGCAAGCUAUCGCAGAAUUUCGGCUCCCAGCCGUGUUUGCUGUGCUGCAGCAGACCUUCAGGCUGCUCGAGCAGCGAGGCCAACCUUUCCAGCCUGUGUUGUUGGAGUGUUUGCAGGCGAUGGGUGCGGCCUUGAGCUACGCGCCUCAUAUCGAUCACUUUGAUGAAGCUCGAUGGUCCGACACAGCGGGUCUGCUGUGUAAUAUCCUCUUUAAAGACAGGCUCUCCGCCAAGUUGGAACAACAUCAAGAGGCUGACAUUCGACUUGACGGUGCCCCUCAGCCAAGCCCAUCCGAUGGAGAAGAUGGCGACGCGGCGCCAUCGGCGCAAGGGCUGGCCACUUCCGACCGGCGCAAAAGGCCCAGGUCUGCCAGCGCCGCGAACGCGAGCUCCCAGAAGAACGUUGCCGGUCCGGAGGACGUCGAAGUGAUGAAGGCCAUUCAGAAGCUCAUUGAAUCGACCACUGCGCCUCUUUGCACGGAUGCGAAGCUUGGGCUGAGGCUUCUCAGCAAGUAUGCCAGGUUUCUCCAAACUUUUAGAACAGACUCCACAGCCCACCUGCCUGCAAUGAUAGGGCUCAACGCCUUGCUGAACAAAUUGCAGUACAACGAACGAAUAACCGUCGCUCGCUUUGCGUUCUGGAGCUGGCCUUCCCUUUUAGCCAUGUGGCCCACCAAAAAUCGGCCUCUCAAGGAGCAGUUGGUCGUUUGCCUGCGAACCCUUCUGCCCAUCGUUGCCCGUGCGCUUGCAUGUCCAGGUCCUCGGGCAGCGGGUCUCGCCUCGUCAACGCAAAGCGCCGCUGACGUGGCAGAGCAAGGGCAGCGCGCCAAGUGCCUGGCUCAGGUGUUUGAGCUCGUGCAAACGGAGUGUGACCAUCGCUGGGCGAUACCACCUCUCACGCUGGCCAAUGUCGAUCUCGCGCAUCAACCUGGAGCUCCUUGCGCAGGGCUUGAAGCGGAACAUGUGCUACUUGCUGGCACAAUCAGGCCUGGCAGAGGUUUCACCGCCCCUCACGCCCUUAGUUGGGCAAUGCUCGAGCUUGCUGCCGAUGCCGCAAUUUGCAUUCAGGCGCUGGGCUACUCUUCGACCCGAAGCGAUCUCGUCCAAUCAGCAAAUGACAUCGAAUCAGGCGACGCGCAAGAAGUAUCAGCAAUCUCUCGCUUUAGAUCGGCGCCUCAUGGCCAGGGCUCGCAUGCUGCCAGUACUCCCACAUUCACCUCGAGAACGACAAGCGUCCUUCUGUCUAAAGGCGGCACGAUUCGUCACGAUGCCAAACGGCGCCGUCUGGAAGAUUCGGCGAUGGCCACAUGGACCCCACAAAGCGCUGUUGGUACCCUGAUAGGCAGAUUGUGCAAAGCAGCAAGCUUGCUCGAGCCCGCUAAGCGUAUUUGGUAUCUGCAAAUCAUUCUCUUUGUCAACGCGAGGCACUGGAAGCAGCUAGAUCCCGACGAACGCCGAGCUGUCCUCGAGUACCUCCUUGGUCACGCUUCUGGCGACGAUAUAGACGUUCAGUGUUGGUCUCUCGUCGCAUUCGCAGCAGCCGCUCGCAACUCGGCAUCCUCGCGCACUGUAGCUGAGGCUUCGAUCUGGUCAAGUAUAUGGCCACUGGCAUGCCGGCGGAUGACCAUGCCCGGCGCCGCUCGCGCUGGUGCCCACGCUGCACUAGCCAUACUUCAAGCUGGGCUCCUGGAGCCGAGUAUCAUUCACCCUCAGAUCGAAACGCUCCUUGGGAGCAUUGACCUUCAAGGUCCCAAUCAAGUCUCCGACGCUGUGUGCGCCUUUCUCUGCGAGUGCCUGUGUCGCUGUCGAGCUACGCCUGGCAUAGAUGCUCGUACAAUGGAGCAAAAGUGCGCUACAUGGCUAAUGGCUACCUGGUCUCCUUCAGAAGCUGUUUCUAGGCGCUCGAAAACGAACAUUCGCGCGGAAGAGCAAGGCGCGGUCGAUCUUGCCAACCUCAUGGCAAACAUCUGCCGACUUUCUCGUUGGCCGACUCUCGCACGCGUGCGUCCAUUGCUCCCAUCCUGCGCCGUCAUAACGCAGAACCUUGAUAACGCCGAGAAUGCCUCACUCGGAGCGUUCCUCUUGCAAUGCGACGUGAGCGACCCCGAGGUCGCUUCCGACUCCGCGCAGCUCGCCGACGUGGAGUUCGAAGAAGGGGUUCCUUCGCGAGAACCAGAGCCGAUCGGUCAACGGCUGCUCGCGUUUGUUGACCGCAAUCUGCAGAUCUUUCUAGAUGAGUGGUCGGAUGCCAGCGACAGUACUGGCAAGGUCAGACUGAAGGCGCAUGGCACAGUAGAACAAGUGCGACGUACGGUGGACUUCGCGACCGCCGCGCUCUUGUUCGACGCGAUCCUUCGAGCAAAUCACGUGGAAUCGUCUCGUACGCUCUCAUCCGCCGCUAGUAGCUUAUUGGCCUCUGCAAUCGGCGCAGCAGCUGACCAGCGAUGGGCGCCUUCAGCACGCCUUACAAUACUCAAGGGUCUCGAGCCGCUGCUGCCUUGUCGACCUGUGGUACGAUCAGAUAGCACGCUUGACAAAUGGUCAGCACUUGUCCGGCCAGGAGCUCAUUCUGGCGCGCAACGGAAGCUUACCAAUGACUCAUUGAGCAAGCCUCCAGACGUCCCGUCCGCCGUAUUUCACGCUCGGCUUUGGCGUCAAAUAAGCUGUCAAGAAGUGAUCCUCGAAACUUUGCGGAGUGUGCUUGGCCGAGUGGCAAAGCCCACUGAAUCGUUGCGAAGCGUCGGUACUCAGGCUGUCGCGGCGGAGGACGACGGAGUGUGGAGCAAUAUUCGCUCUGCGGACGAUGGCCAGAGGUCGGAAAAUGCGUCUGCUGUUGAAGAUCUCACCAAUCGUCUCACGAUCGAGCUUUGCAUCGGAACUCUGUGUGAUGUCCCCAUGUUGAGGCUGCCACAAACGCCGUGCCAGCGCUCCGGAGAAGGCGUUCUACGUGAAGAAGACGUCGCCACUAGCAGCUUCGGACCUGGUAAUACUCAACCUCAAGCGACAUCAGACGACACCAUCAGUCAGCUCCUUGUUGAGGGACCCAUAAGUUUUUUGCAAUUAGCUCUUGGGACCGCUUGUCGAUUGUUUGAGCAGCAUCGCCUACACUUCACCCGCAGCACGCUGAACACCAUCAUUGUCCGACUUGGUGAUGACAUGCUCUUGCUAUACGAGCACGAACAAAGCGAGCAGGCGCAGCUGCUAGCCAUCAAUCUUCUUGACCGCACCCUUUCGGCAUGGUCUCACCCCUCCGCGUCCCAGUCCGAGCUUCAACGUAACGCCGAGAAGCUUGCCGGCUACUUUGCCAAACGUUUCUCAAAACGGCACAUGCUUACUGCCCUUGUUCGACUACGAUCAGGAGUCUUCGUUGAGCGCAUGCUCAGGUGCAUGUCGGGAGCCGAUCGCAUAGUAUCUAAAACGCUGGUCGCGCCCAUCAAGUGGCGCCCAGAAAGGCCGGCGGAUCUCAAAGCGCAGUCGCUUCUGCACUCGCUCCUAAGAUCUGUCGUGGAUAAAGAUGCAGGUGUCCGUUUUGCCGCAGCCUCCCGUGUUGGCCGACUUGUCGACAUAUGCGCAUCUGGCAAAAUUCUUAAUCUCGAAGCCCUUUACGAGGAGCUGAGGAGUCUACUGCCGGACGACGUAUCAGAUGCUGAGCUGAUGAUGACGCGAGUUCUGACUCUAGGUAACGUGUUGAUCUCAAACGGGCCCGUGCGCUAUCUUGCGAUCUACCACCUCCUCGAGCUCUCGCUCGUCAGCACCCAAUAUCACGAAAUACUCGCUACGGUCUUUGAGGCGGUUGCGUUGCGCUUAGGCUUCGCUAGUGCUCGCGAUUUGUGGCUCCACUUCUGUCCUAGCUCGACGUGGUUCCUUAUACAAGGCGGCUAUGAUCCUCUACGUCUGCCUUACAACGUUCUUGGGUAUACGUCCCGCAAACACUGCGUGGAAGGGACCUUCCGACCUGUCGCUUCCAUACUUUUGGCUGCAGAGCAGGAUCACCAUCUGGAAGCUUUCACUACCCUCACGAGCUUCACUAGGAAGAGCACUGACACCGCUAUGAAAGAAUGUUUGCCUUUUCUUGCCGCCAUUGAGGCUGGCUCGUUAGGAGAAGAGAGCGCUUUCUCGCAAACCAGACCGGAUUACAAGCAGCAGCGCAAGACUCUGCAAGCUCGUCUUGCCUCGCGAUGGCAUCUACCUCCAGCGCGCUUCCACGAGAUCAGCGCCAUGCUGUCAGAGACCGCAAAUUUAGUCGUUGUCGCUCUUCUCCAAAAUUUGUACGACUCCACUGAUCGAGACCGGCGGAGCGACGCAACCAGCCUUGACACGAUUCCAGGCGUAGGCAGAGGUUUGGGUAUCGUUCUCACCGCUCUCGAGGGGGGCAAUCCUCAGAGUGCCAUGGUGCUUCGCGCUCUCCUCCGACCAAUAGACGCGCACGAAGCUCCAGACCUAGACUCAUAUCUUCCUGCUAGGCCCUUUUACAGCGCUGCAGCGGUCUAUCACGGCCUGCAGAUCCUGGCAGACGGAGAAGACGAGCUGGUGAGCGCCGCUACAGCGUACCACGUUGUCCGGCGUUUGUUCGGUGCCAUAGCUAGCGGAUGCUUGAUCAAUGAUCAGCAUAGACAUUUGUUCGCAUUGAAGCUAUAUAUCGCUAUAGCAUCCCCAUCAAUCAUUGAGGACAACGUUGUGCUAUGUUGCAUCAUCCAAGGAGCCUUGGGCCUUCUUCAAGCCUUAGACUUAAGCGACCAGACCCUGAGCCUACUCGACUGGAGCCUUCGACGCGUACUGCAUCUCUCACCUACAUCACCUCGCCUUGCACCUCUGCUGACUGCACUGUUGCACACCGCCGAGUCGCUCGACGUCAGUGGCGAAGAGAACAAGCGCAGUCUUAGUACGAGAAUACUUUCGUGGCUAGGCCGAGUCCUGCAGGAGUCCACUGAUCACCAAGCUCAGUCGACAAUCUCAUUGGUGCUUCUGGCUUGGCCUGCCGAGCUGCCAGCACCUUUAGCAGCUCAAAUGGAGGGCAAGAUGUCGAUAACAGAUUUUGCCAGCGCGACUUGCCAGCUGCCGGCCAACGCCAUGAAUGCAUACUUCAUUCGUCGGCUCGAGCCUGCCCUGGCUGCAGCAUCAGAGGAUGCGAGGAACGAAUUUCAAGCUGGCGCCAUUUGGCGGCUCUUGGCACCCAGUGCGGCCGACGACAACAUCGUCAAGCGUGGUGAACGGGCUCAUGCACUAGCAAGAAUACUUUACUUGUGUCAAAAUCAGCUGAGGUCACCGUCGGCGAAUCACAACGGCGCAGAGCUGUCGGCUGCCUUGCCCGCCUACGCCCUCAGCGAAGAUUUAUGUGCAGACCUCCUAGGACCGCUGAAGAGUGCGAUCCUGGCGGUGCUGCUGGAUUCCUUGAACAAAGUUGAGUCAGUAAGCACAGUCGACACUCUACUUCGUCCUCUCUGCGCCAUCCUCAGCUCCGAGCCCGCGUUGCGCGAAGCUCAUGUCAGAACCGAUAGCGCAUCAUUGCACGAGUUCAACUUGCUCUCCGCAUUCGCUUCCGAAAUGCACGUCCCUCGGCGCCGCUCGAUCGUGGAGCUUGAGCUCUGGUCUAUAGAUUGUUCAUCGGACGACUACGAAAUAUGGGCGUCCCGCUUUGCGCUGCUGCUAUGCGACGUGCUUUCCCUGUUACAGCCCGUCUCUUUCUUCGGGCAGAUCGCUCCUGUUCUUCGGCACAACUGGCAGAUGGCAGGCACCCUGCUGCCUGCGUUGCUGCAUGCUACACUUGAGACGGAGCAGCUCGCGCAAGACCUCUCAGAGAUCCAAGGGUCCUCUGCCACCAUUUCGAAGCACUUCACAGCCUUAUUAGAGCGUCCCGAAUGCGACAGACGAAUUUGGAAAGCAGUGAUUGAAAUGGUCAUCCAUCUUCGCAAGUACGUUCGCGGUGACUCGCCCAUCGGUGAUCAAUGGCUGCAGAUCGACUUUCUUCUGUUGGCACGUUGCGCCUCCGACGUUCGCCGCUUUGCCUCCGCGAUGCUUUUCGUGGAACUUGCGAAGGAGUACACAAGGCCCGAUGGUGGUGAAGAAGACUUCAACUCGAGCGAUCCCAAAGUACUGGAGCUUCUCUAUCAAAUCUGCGAAAGUAUCGAAGACCCAGACAGCUUUUACGCGAUUCGAGAUAAUGAUCUUCGCAGAGCUCUAGUCGGAAGGCUGCAUCACGAGAAGCGAUGGGGCCGCGCGUUCGAAAUGCACGCCGCAAGCCUGGAAAGUGCUUCUGAUGCGCUCUUCCGUCGGGGUCUUGGAAGCGACACGGCACAUCUCAACCUGACCUUGCACGAGAUGGGCUUCAACCGCCUCUCGAGUCUUCUUGACCGUGAUGUCGCCAACCUGACCUCAGGUGGUGAAGGCUCAAAUGAGCCCUGCAGCUUCCAAAGUACGAGCGCGAAAGUGCAAGGAGAUGUUCGCGACAUCACUUAUGACGUAGCUUGGAGAGCUGGCAACUGGGACCUGCCACUUGGAGACCGAAGUCUGCUUGGCUCCGAUCGCAACGUGUACGCCGCGCUGCGAGGCCUCCAUCAGAAUCGCAGUGCUUUCACUUCCAAAAGAGCCCUGCUCAACACUCUGAGCGACGAGCUGUCCGCUUUCAAUACCAUUGGACCGGAAGCAAACACCCUAGCUCGAAGGAUUGGCCGGAAUCUUAUGAGUCUCGGAGAGGUAGCGCAGUGGCAAGGGCUCCUGUCCGGCAAUGCCACUGCGACGCCUUUUGUCAACGCAAAUCCAGAACACUCCAGCGACUUUUUGGAGUUUGACGACUUCGAGCGUCUCCUGAGCAUACGGGUUGCUUUGAUCCGACUCGAACGCUCCUAUAGCCGCCGAGAUGACAUCGGCGAAGGCAUUCGCACCGGUGUUGACGUAGACCUUUCUGCGAGGGAGAUUGGAAUCCUUAUGCGCCUCAGCCAAGGGGCACGCGAUCACGUGCUGCCGCAAACAGCCAUGAGAUCUGUCCUUGCAGCACAAGAGCUUCAUAAUGACGUUGCUGUCGACGCUCCUGUCGCAAGUGUUCGCGCUAAAAAUUUCACGAGCGCAGGAGCCCUGACCGAAGAACUGGCAAGCGUUCUGUGGACACAAGGCGAGCACACAAUGGCUAUCCAAGCGCUGGAACAUGUGCUGCCCCGACAUGUAUCCAACAACAACAAGGAAAUGGUAGAGGCAGCACUCAGGAGGUCGAGACUGGGCCGCUGGCGUGCCACAGCUCGUUCUGACCAGCCGCGUCGUAUAGACUCGGACUACUUUCAGGUCGCUUGGGAGCUUGUUUUAGACGGCCGCGGUACUGCUGCUGACAGAGCGCAGGUUGCUCAUGACUAUGCGACCUUUGCAGAUGAGCAGUGCCAUAGCACGUCUGUCAAUGAGGAGGUAUGCAAGCUGGAGCGCUUCGUAAAGGACCGGCGAGCAGAAAUCGACUCGAUCGAGACCGCCAUGGGCGAGGAGGCCGAUGUCGGACGCAAGAAAAAAAUGGGUCGUCAGAGGGGUGAGGCGAAGAAGCUUUUGAAAAUCGACGAGGCCCAACUGGUGCAACACGUCAACGCUCGCAAGGCCUUUCGCGACCGUGCAGCCAACAUGUUUGCCGUUUCGCUGACUGACAGCGAUAGCUUCGAUGGAGACGUCAUUAAGCUCACGUCACUGUGGUUCGAACACGCGGAUGACGAGGCGUUCAACGGUCGUUUGCGAGACUCUAUACUAGCGAUCCCUUCCCAGAAGUUCGUGCUUUUGAUGCAUCAAAUCUCGUCUCGGCUCUCCAAGACUGGAAGCAGCGCCCGCAACACGCCCCUAAGUGCUUCUUCUGCGACGAGCGAGACUUUUGCUUCAACGCUCUUCGCGGUCACGCGAAAGAUGGCUUUGGAGCACCCCUUUCAUUGCUUGUACGCUCUGUAUGCUCUUCGAAAGGGGGCGGAAUUGGAGAAGUCGUCUGCUCGCCGAGGCGAACUUAAUCUGGCUCAGCUCGCAGCUAGUCCGCAGCAACUGCGCGGCGCAGCCGCGGAAGACAUCAUCCAUCAAGCUCGCAAUAAUCCAAAGCUCAAGGGCCGUCUGACAGCAUGGCAGAAGGUUUGCGAUGCUUGUGUAGAGUGGGCGGAGAUAAGUUUGCCACAUACCUACCCCAGCCUCUACCCAAAAGGACGCGUGGAACCGGGGGGACGGAUCCUGCCGUCAGAGCCUCCGCUGAAGCUGCGUCGCAUUAGGGACGUACCAGUGCCAGUCAUGACAUGCAGGCUAGCACUCGAUCCGACAUGCAAGUACGAACACUUUGUCAGCAUCGCACGAUUUAGCGAACGUUUUUCAACUGCAGGCGGAAUCCACAAUCCCAAGAUUACGGAGUGUCUCGGCUCCGAUGGCCAGCGUUAUAAGCAAUUGUUCAAGACAGAGGACGACUUGAGACAAGACGCAGUCAUGCAGCAAGUCUUUGUGCUUGUGAAUGGUCUUCUUCAGCGUGACAAAGCCGCUAGGAAGAGAAGGCUUCAUGUGCGAACGUACGCUGUCAUACCACUCGGACCGCAGUGUGGCCUUCUGGAGUUCGUAGCAGACACGGAGCCGAUCGGGACGCAGCUGAUGGACGCCCACAAUAGGCACGCUACGCCUGGAAGUCUAACGCCAAUGGAAGCCCGCGUGGCAAUGCACAAUGCGCAAGGCGGCACUUACGACGAGCGCGUCGACACGUACCUCCAGGUCUGCGAGCGAUUCCCGCCAGCUUUUCGCUUCUACUUCUUUGAUCGUUAUCAUGUUCCAUUGACUUGGCUUGAGACUCGCCUGAACUACACCCGCAGUGUUGCGGUCUCUUCCAUCGUCGGGCACAUGCUUGGCAUCGGUGAUCGACACGUGUCCAACAUUCUUCUCGAUACGCACAGCGGCGAGGUCAUCCACAUUGACUUUGGCGUAGCAUUCGAGCAGGGUCGUCUGCUGCCGAUUCCCGAACUUGUUCCGUUCCGCUUGACGCGCGAUGUCAUCGACGGAAUGGGCCUCUCGGGUACCGAAGGCGUCUUCAGGCGAUGUUGCGAAGAGACCCUUCGCGUGCUGCGCGAGGGUGCCAACGUAGUUCAAACGGUGCUGGAAGUCUUCAAGUAUGAUCCUUUAUGGGCUUGGUCCUCGAAUCCAGUCAAAGUCUUGAAGGCGCAAGCAGGCGGAGAAGACUUUUACGCUAACGCACCUCGGGUCGGCACCUCAGGCGUUCGUGGAGCUGCCUUGAGCUCCACCAACUCGGGCCUCGGUACUUCGGAGCCUGGCAGAGGCGAGCGGGGUACAGCUGAGCUGCUGGCCGAAAGGGCUAUCAGCUCAGUCAUGGCGAAGUUGUCGCCAAAUCUCAGCGUCGAAUACACAGUAAAUGAUUUGAUCCAGCAAGCCACGAUCCCAGAGCAUCUUGGCGUCAUCUUUCAUGGGUGGCAGCCUGCGCUUUGAGAUCUUCAGAACGAUUUGAACGUCUUCGACUCUCCUUCUAGAAGACAGCCUUUGUUCAUGAGCACACAGGCAAGACUGCAUUCCGAGCCAUGCUUCACUGCUUACGUGCGCGCAGUGAACAAUCAAUCCAAAUUGAGCUCCCUUGCC